AUGUUUCAUUCCAUCUUCUCAUAUUUGUGGUGGAUUUUCCCAACCCGAUCCGAAAAUCUUUAUGCAUCUUUAUUGAAGAAUAGCAUUGAUGAGAAUGACUUCAAAGCAGGAAUAUUGGAAAGUCUCUCAUUGGAUAUUGUGAUCGAGAUUAUAUCCUUUCUCGAUCGGUUUGAAUUUAUCAGAUUGUUUUCAGGAGUGAAUAAAUCCUUCUAUUCAUUAACAGAGGAUAAAAGAUUCUGGUUAAUAUUAGACCGUCAUGAUGAGAAAAUUCCUACUGUUACACAACCAAAUUCAAACUUCCAACCAAUACUAUGUUUUUCAAGAAUUGAAGAAUAUCUCAAAUCUUCUGAAAAGACAAGUUUCAAAACCAUUUACAAGAACCUUCUCCUCUCCCCUACCCCACACGAAUUGAAUCCAGUCUUUAAAAAUCGUUCUGCAAUUUAUAAUGUUGACACAGAUCUCAUUCCUGAAACAAAGAAAUAUAUUGCCCUCUUUGGACAAUCAAAUUCUGGAAAAUAUUCUCUGGGAAUUUGCUCUACGAGAGGUUAUUCAAGGCCUAGUGAUCAGAAGAGUGUUAUCAAGAUGGAUUUCUUCUUCAAAAGAGUACUGAUCAAGAUGGAAAAUCUAUCCUCUCAUCAUAAUGGAAAUAUUAGUGGAAUAUGCCAUACGAAUUUUGUAAUUGAAUGUUUUGGACAUCCUGAUUUUCAUUUGAAAUUUAGAAAUAAUGGAAUGGUUAGCAUGAAUAGUUUAUCACUGGGUAGUAGUCUUUCAAUCAUGUUUACAAUUGAUUUAUCAGUGAAAAAUAAUUAUUUUCUCUCUGAUUUAUCCAAAAUUUUGAAUCCUUUAUUUCAAGUUGAUAUUUCCAAAGAUUCUCCUCAGAAAAUUAGAAAGAAAAUGGGUAAUAAUAGACUCUGUAUAAUUGGAACCAAGAGUGAUAUUAGACAAUUGAGUGAACAAUCUCUGGCAAGUCAACUGAUGAAAGUUAUUGACACAAGUUGUGAAUUUUGGGAUCAAUCCAUCAUUUACAUUGAAACAAGUUCCAAAAAUCGUGAAAAUAUGGAUCAUCCCUAUCUAUUCUUUUCUCAAUCCAACAUUCAUUCCCAAAUCCAACCAAACUCAUCCCUGUAA
Molecule: messenger RNA, 1128 nt
Organism: Naegleria gruberi
Lineage: Eukaryota; Heterolobosea; Eutetramitea; Acrasida; Naegleriidae
Exons: 1
Coding region: 1-1128 (375 amino acids)
Molecular function (GO): protein binding
Source: RefSeq, a predicted model, not a curated record